AUGACAGUAAAAGCCUCAUCAAGAGAAAAACGUGCAGCUGCAGCAGCAGGCCAGCAGCAGGCAGCAGCUCACAGUCACAGUCAACCAUGCCAUUGUCCAGCUCCACCCUCGCACUCGUCGUCUUGCUGCUGCUCUCCAUGGCUUCUCGUGCCAGGCCAUGCACUGGCUAGGAGAAGAGCUCCCUCGUCCGCUUCAUCACGGGGCUCUCAUGGGACGGCGGCCUUGCCAAGUCAUCGUGGCGGAAUAAUAAUGGCACGGCGGCCGACUGCUGCUCGUGGGAAGGCAUCACCUGCGGUGGAGGCGGCGGGGUGGUCACUGAGGUCUCCUUGCCCGGUACUGAACAUCCCCAGCAACCAAUUUACAGGGGAAUUCCCGUCAGCCACGUGGCAGGCCAUGGAUGAUCUGGUCGUGCUCAAUGCCAGCAACAACAGCUUCCAUGGAAGGAUGCCUACUUCCUUCUGCAUUAGCUCAUCGUUGUCCUUCGCCAUGCUUGACCUCUGCUACAACCAGUUCAGUGGACGCAUCCCAGCUGGUCUAGGUAACUGCUCUGAGCUCAGAGUACUCAGGGCUGGGCACAACAGCUUCAGUGGGGCUCUCCCGGAUGAACUCCUCAACGCUUCCUCGUUGGAGCACCUCUCUCUUCCCAACAAUGGCUUGUAUGGAAAGCUUGGUGCUGCACGUAUAGCCAACCUCAGAAAUCUGGCCCAUCUUGAUCUUGGAGGCAAUGGGCUAGAUGGAAAGAUCCCAGACUCCAUAGGUGAGCUCCGGAGACUCGAGCGGAGAGCUUACCAGGAUCGAGUUCUCUGCCCUGACCAACCUGAAGACAUUGGAUCUUCUGUUCAACGGCUUCAUCGGCAAGAUCCCAGAAAGCAUCUUCUCGUGCAGCAAUCUGAGUGCACUGCCGCGGCUGACAACAAACUACACGUGCAGAUUUCACCGGGGAUAGUCAACCUCAAGUCUCUUGUUUUCCUAUCACUUGCUUUCAACAAUUUUACAAACAUCACCAACACGCUCCAUGUCCUCAAGGAUUGUAAGAACCUCACCAUCCUGCUUACUAAUAGUAACUACAAGGGUGAAGCCAUGCCAGAAGAUGAAGCGAUUGAAGGAUUUCAGAAUCUUCGGAUUCUCUCCCUAGCUAGGUGCUCAUUAUCAGGGAAGAUACCACUUUGGCUAUCGAAGCUCAAGAAUCUGAAUGUGCUGUUUUUGCAAAAUAAUCAACUCAGUGGACCAAUACCUGCCUGGAUAAAGAGCUUAAAGUCGCUUUUCCAUCUAGACAUAUCAUACAACAAGCUUGCAGGGGAAAUACCGACAGCGUUAAUGGAGAUGCCAAUGCUAACAGCAGAAAAUAAGGCGAUCCAUUUGGAUCAAAGUAUAUUUCUGCUGAUUGUUUACAGAGGUACAUCAUUUGAGUACCGGACAAUCAGUGGUUUCCCAAAUAUACUGAAUCUUGGCUAUAACAACUUCACCGGAGUGAUCCCUAAAGAGAUUGGUCAGUUGAAAUCACUCACUAUACUCAAUCUCAGCUCUAACAGCUUGUCUGGAGAGAUUCCGGUGCAGCUCUGCAGCCUGGAAAAUCUGCAGUGCUAG
Molecule: messenger RNA, 1587 nt
Organism: Miscanthus lutarioriparius
Lineage: Eukaryota; Viridiplantae; Streptophyta; Magnoliopsida; Poales; Poaceae
Source: the annotation of a GenBank genome assembly